This is a messenger RNA of Oryctolagus cuniculus (rabbit), 6159 nucleotides long. NCBI's taxonomy places the organism in Eukaryota, Metazoa, Chordata, Mammalia, Lagomorpha, Leporidae. The record is from RefSeq and is a predicted model, not a curated record.
AGCAGGGAAUCACUUCAUUCUGGCUUGUUGCCAUUAUGGACACUGAAACUGGGAAACAGAAAUACCUCUCGACUGAUAUUUGUAAAACCUUGUGUCUGUUCUUUAAUCGUCUGGAUUUCCUUUAUUUUCUUUUUUUCCAUUUAUUUCCUCAUACCUCCACCUGUCUUCUCUUGGGGUAGAUCUGCUUAGGUGUGUUUGAGGGGCCCUGAGAAAGGUCUUGAGGAUGAUAGAGUUGAAUGUAGUUUGGUUGUGGCUCAACAGAGGGAGCAGAGGAGCAGAGAGAGGAGCGAGGGAAAGAACGUGUCUGGUUAAGUAAGUGUUGUGGGCGCGCCCCCGGAGGAGGCGGGGCCGGCCGGGGGUGGCUGCCUCCAGCUGCUCCACCCUCACUUUGUCAGCAGGUAGAGAGCGUGAUUGCAGUCCCAGGGGAGGGAGUCAGAGCUAGAACACCAAUUACAAACCACAGGCUUCCUGCUCCAGGGAGUCGAUCCAGAAUUAUCUCUCUGGAAGGGAAGCGCUGGAAUCCUUCCGAACUUUCCAAGUCCACCCAUGAUUCAGGGACACUGCCUUCUCCCCCUGGGAUUCUCUGUGUUUCUGGUGACUUGCUGCUGAUGUGUUUGCUACUUUGUUUUUUCACUCUUUUCAAGAUUUGAUCAUUCCAUUUGCUGUUGUAAGAGAAAAAGGACUUUUGUUAGGAGAUUUCAGAAAUGAGUUUGGAUCUUCUCUAAGUGUUUUUAGGAUCCUUGGGAACAGUAGCUCUCAUCCUGGAGUCAGUUUCUGCCUCUGACCUGCUUGGAUUAUUUUUUCAGGCUGCGGAAUUUCUCGGCACCUACCUGUAGCGCUGGGCAGUUGGUGUGGUUGCAGAGUAAGAAGGUGGAAGAAUGAGCUGUACCUGGUUAAGCAGUUGAAUCCUUUUUUGAGCAGGAUCUGUAAAAGCAUAAUUGAAUUUGUUUCACCCCCGUGGAUUCCAGUGGGCCGAGACAGCACAACAGGUUUGCAGAUUUCUUUUGAAAUUCUUUCUUCCCUCCUCCCUCUGCCUCAGCAAAAGAAAAGAAUCUCUAAAGCAGGUUCAUGUUCAACUGCUUAGCUUCCCAGCACUUAUUCUGAAGACUUUAUAAUACUUUUAAACUUGACCUCAGAGUGCAGUGGGCUUUGUGGGUGAAGUGCAUUUAUAUUUACUUAUGGGUGAACAUUUAAAAAUCUCACUCUGUAUUUGUACAAAGACCUGAAUUUGUGUAUGUGCCUGAAAAUCACACUGAUCUACUCUCCUUGGGCUUAUUAGUAUUUUUUGAAGGUGUUCUAUCUACUUGGAGCCUGUGACUAAUCACCUCCCUACUGUCCCUAUCUUUUAUUCCCUAUUCCCUCAAGGAAUUUGAAAACAUGUUAGGAAUAGUCCUUUGUUUUUCUUAUGAACCUAGAAAAUUACAGAUUAUGAGAUCUGGAUAUUAAAGUAGUUGCCAAAGGCAUCUCAGGGGAAAUCAGAGUGCUUGGCAUUCUCAAACUGGAGAAUAAAAUCUGGGAUCCCUAAGUGAAAAAAGAAAAUGGAGAUAGAAAUAUAAAUUUUAACUGGGAAAAAUAAUUGGAAAGCUAACCUUUUCACAUCUUUUAAUUAUGGUAGCUGGAAAAGAUUGUGAUGCUCAAAAUUAUCCUGUAAUAUGUGAAGAUAAGUAAAUUAGUACCUAAUUUAUAGACAGCUUUUGGUAAAACAAAAUAAUUGAAGUCUGUCCAGCUAUAUAAAUUAAUAGGCCUAGAGUUUUGACUACACCUGAAAUACAGUUUAAUGUGGAAAUUUUUCUGGAUAUAUGUUGUAUCCUCAUUGGACAUCUUUCAAGGUGUGGCCUGAAAUUUUAUUAUUAUUCCCUUUCUUCCAUUUAAAAAAAAAAUCUUGUGGUCUUCAGUCAUUUACCACUGACAACUUUCGUGGCUUAAAAAGGACCAUCUCUUCACGUUCUGAGCUCCAGCUCUUCACUCUCACCUUGGAUGCACGGCUUUAGCUGUUUGCUUUGCCUUGUUUUGUUCAUGAACACUGGGUUCAGUGCCUCAGCGACCUGAUGCAUAUGGAAGACCAACACAAAUGAUCUGACAUAACCAAGCUUCCCGAUGUGACAUUCAAUCUCGAGCAGAGUUGAAAUUCUAAAGAGAAGUGGUGAUACCUUUCCCAGUCAGAGUGAAGAUGGGAGAGAAUGACAUACCUGCCGCAGAAGUGGGCUGAAAACACCCUCUUCUCUGCCCAAUCAGAAAUGCCACCUGCUCUUGGGAAUACACUUUAGAGGAAGGAAGGGCUAAAACUACAACCUGGUUUUCUGAAACUGAAGCGUAAAUUUCUUUUCUUCCAUUUAUCCGGAUACGAGAACCUGCAUUUGGUAUUAGCUAAAGGAAGCAGUAUGUAUGACCGAAGUGCAUUGCGGCAGCUGGUAGCAUGAGUGGUGGCCACCAACUGCAGCUGGUUGCCCUCUGGCCCUGGCUGCUGAUGGCUACCCUCCAGGCAGGCUUUGGACGUACAGGACUGGUACUGGCAGCAGCGGUGGAGUCUGAGAGAUCAGCAGAGCAGAAAGCUAUUAUCAGAGUGAUCCCCUUGAAAAUGGACCCUACAGGAAAACUGAAUCUCACUUUGGAAGGUGUGUUUGCUGGUGUUGCUGAAAUAACUCCAGCAGAAGGAAAAUUGAUGCAGUCCCACCCCCUGUACCUGUGCAAUGCCAGUGAUGACGACAAUCUGGAGCCUGGAUUCAUCAGCAUCGUCAAGCUGGAGAGCCCCCGCCGGGCCCCCCGCCCCUGCCUGUCACUGGCCAGCAAGGCCCGGAUGGCAGGUGAGCGAGGAGCCAGUGCUGUCCUCUUUGACAUCACCGAGGACCGAGCUGCUGCUGAGCAGCUGCAGCAGCCGCUGGGGCUGACUUGGCCGGUGGUGUUGAUCUGGGGUCACGAUGCCGAGAAGCUGAUGGAGUUUGUGUACAAGAACCAGAAGGCCCACGUGAGGAUUGAGCUGAAGGAGCCCCCGGCCUGGCCAGACUACGAUGUGUGGAUCCUCCUGACGGUGGUGGGCACCAUCUUUGUGGUCAUCCUGGCCUCAGUGCUGCGGAUCCGGUGCCGCCCCCGCCACAGCAGGCCGGAUCCCCUUCAACAGCGAACAGCCUGGGCCAUCAGCCAGCUGGCCACCAGGAGGUACCGGGCCAGCUGCAAGAGGGCCCGGGCCGAGUGGCCAGACGCCAGUAGCAGCUGCAGCUCAGCCCCGGUGUGUGCCAUCUGCCUGGAGGAGUUCUCUGAGGGACAGGAGCUACGAGUCAUUUCCUGCCUCCAUGAAUUCCACCGUACGUGCGUGGACCCCUGGCUGCAUCAGCACCGGACUUGCCCCCUCUGCAUGUUCAACAUCGUAGAGGGAGAUUCAUUUUCCCAGUCCCUGGGACCCUCUCGAUCUUACCAGGAACCGGGCCGGAGACUCCACCUCAUUCGCCAGCAUCCCGGCCAUGCCCACUACCACCUCCCUGCUGCCUACCUGUUGGGCCCUUCCCGGAGUGCAGGGGCUCGGCCCCCACGACCUCGUCCCUGUCUUCCAUCGCAGGAGCCAGGCACGGGCCCUCGGCACCAACAUCCCCGGGCUCCAGGCGAACAGCAGUGCCCGACAGGGGCCCAGCACCCCUACACACAGGGCUGGGGGCCGAGCCGCCUCCGAUGUAGCUCACAGCACCCCACUGCUGGCCCAGGGCCCCUGCGCCGGGCCAGGCCUCAUGACAGCAGUGGGUCUGGAGAAAGCAACUGCACCGAAUGUAGUGGCUACCUGGCAGAUGGGCCGGCCAGUGACUCCAGCUCGGGGCCCUGUCACGGCUCAUCCAGUGACUCAGUGGUCAACUGCACGGACGUCAGCCUGCAGGGCAUCCACGGGAGCAGCUCCACCUUCCGCAGCUCCCUGAGCAGUGACUUUGACCCCCUGGUGUACUGCAGCCCUGAAGCGCAUCCCCAUGGGGAGGAGGUGCAGCCCGGCGUGACCUCCCGGCCCCGUUCCUUGGACUCGGUGGUGCCCACAGGGGAGACCCAGGUCUCCAGCCACGUCCACUACCACCGCCACCGGCACCACCACUACAAAAAGCGGUUCCAGUGGCAUGGCAGGAAGCUUGGGCCAGAAACUGGGGCACCCCAGUCCAGGCCUGCAGUCCCUCGGACACAGCCCCAGCCAGAGCCGCCGUCUCCCGAUCCGCAAGUCACCAGGUCCAACCCAGCAGCCCCUUCAGGACAGCUCCCCAACUCACAGCGGUCCAAGGCCCUCCUGGAGCCAGCCCCCGGCCCUGUAGAAGCCUCCAGCCACAGCCCCAGCCUCAGCAGUCUUUAUGACUUGCAGAAAUCCAGCCUCCCUGGCCGGCACCCACAGCGGAGACGGCGGGGCUGCCCCUCGGAGCCUCCACCAGCCUCUCGGGCCCAGGACUUGACUGUGCACCCAGCUUGCCAGAUGUUCCCCCCUUUCAACCCCAGCCUGGCAUACCCUUGGCCCCCAGAGGCCCACCCACUGAUCUUCAGACCUCCAGCCCUGGACCGGAGGCUGCUACCGGAAGCCCCAGGCCCCUGUUACUCAAGUUCACAGCCAGUGUGGUUGUGUCUGACUCCACGCCGGCUCCUAGGACCGCACCCACCUGGGGAGGGGCCUUCUGAGUGGAGUUCUGACACCCCAGGGGGCAGGCCAUGCCCUUACCCACACUGCCAGGUGCUGCCAGCCCAGCCUGGCGCAGAGGAGGAGCUGGAGGAGCUGUGUGAACAGGCUGUGUGAGACGAGCAAGCCUAGCUCCACCCAAGAGUGUGCUCUGCAUGACUCGGGGGGCCCUACCUGGCUGGAUCCUGUUCCUGAGAGAAGAACGGACCUCAGCAAACACCCCUCUUGGCCAUAGUUCCUGGAGCCACUGGAAGAAGAAUGGCAAUGGUGGAUGGCAGGAGGCGCUGUUUCCUGCUCCCAGCUCCACACCUUGUUUGCAGAACACAUCUCCAGUGCAGCAAGUCUGUGUCCCGCCAGGCAACCAGCUGCUGCCUGUGUGCACGUGGGGGCUGGAUCCCUUGAAGGCCCCUUUUCAGAGGGCCAGAGCUAGUUAUGGGUAGCCAGGCAUUCCGUUACAAAGGUGCUGCUCCAUUCCCCAGCCCUCCCGACUCUCCCUUGCCCCAGGCCUCACGUUCACAGCGGCAGGCGGGUUCAGCUGAGUGCUUGACCCCGUCCCAUCUCCUCCCUGGGGUGAGCAGCAUUGGUGCAGCAGCAUUGGUGCUGCCCAGUGAAGCUGCAGAAUCAGCUCCAUCACUCUCCUCCUCUGCAAAAGGACCCGGAGUAGCGAGGGGCUCUGCAGCUUCUCCAGGCACUGCCUUCCUUCCAGGCGUCUUGUCCUUCGGUUGUCAGACGCACAGUGUGAAGUCAGAGAGGAGGCUCUGGGAAGCCAGGCUGUAGAGUUCUGUCCCUGGAGUGGGCCAAGCACGUUGAAGAACCCACGAUGGAACCUGCCGUCUCCAGACGCCUUUGUCAGUCCAGCAGCCCCAGUUCCUCUGGGGACUGGGGUGGGGGGGGGCAUCGUGGGGAGGGAGUAACUCCUCCUGAAAGGGCUCCUGUCUGCACGUCUCACGUCUCUCAGCAGAUGGACAGGAGGGAAUUUCUCCCAGACUUCCUCCGAGAAGAGGGAGGAUGGACUGAAGGUAGAGGCGGGAGGAUUACAGCUGAGCAGGGACAGCAAAGAAUUCUCUGGGACAAGUUUUGUCUUGGAGCAAGGAUGAGGAUCAGGGGAGAACAAAGGAAAAGCAAAGUGUAACUCUUGGGUUUGGAGGGCCCAGAGGCCUGCCUCCCCAGUAGAAGCCAUACACGAGCCAGGGACCCACAGAAAGGGUGCACACGAGUGGGCAUGGAGCAAGCAAGUCUGGCCUGGGCAGCCCGUGCCGAGUGGGCAAGGGCCAAGGGGCCUCCUUAGGGCGACAUUCAGCCCCAGGGCAUCCUGUUGCGGGCCCCUCAGGCAUUAUCCCAUUUGGAAUGUGAAUGUGGGGGGCAAAGUGGGCACAGGACCCCUUUCUUCCCUCACAGUGAGUGGGAAGACAGCAGCUAAGCACCCACAUGGGUAUUUAUAUCUGAACCAGACAGAAAGAUGCUUGAAUCAGGCAACUAUGUUGAGAAAUGUAUUUAUUUGCUAAUAUAUUUAUCCAUAAAUGCAA